AUGAGCAUUUAAUUUUUCGAUGAGCUUAAGCAGUUCCUUGCAGGUUCUUAAAAUCCAAAUAAUGAAUACAGAAAGCAUGCUGAAGCUGAAAUCAGAAGAUUGCGCGAUCAGGAUCCUAGAACUUUCAUUGCAUCUCUUACGAAGGAAAUAGCUGAUGAAAGCAAUCCCAAUGAAGUUAGAAUGAUGGGAGCAUUGGUAUUCAAAAAUUUCGUUUCAAACAGAGGAGGAGUAAAUAAUAAGUCCAAAUUUAAUGUGAUUUUUUAGGACCAAAGGUACGAGGACUAUUGGAUCAAUCUCGAAAGAGAGUUCAAAGAUUAUAUAAAGGAUGCAGUCCUAGCAAGUUUAGCUUGUCCAAAUGGAGCUGUGAGAAAGCAAGUAGCUAACGCCAUUGCAGCUAUCGCUUCGAUUGAGGUACCAAGAAAUGAGUGGCUUGAGAUCAUUCCAAAUCUUUGCAACAAUGCAGCCAACGAAUCAAUUGACAUUGUAAAUGCCUCAGUUGAGACCCUUGGAUUUAUUUGUGAAGAGAUUGAACCUAACUAAAUCAAUGACCAACUAAAAAGUCUUAUCAUUCAAGCAAUGACUCGUAAUAUUUAUGCUGAUCCAGCUCUUCAGAAUACUACAACAUUAGCAAUCAAAGCUUUUUACUUAGCUUUACCCUAUGCUACUCAAAACUUUAGAGUCGUUCAUGAAAGAGAUUACAUUAUGGGAAGAUUGUUCGAUGCAUUUUCAUCUCCUGAGGAAGAUAUAAGAACUGUAGCUAUGCAGACUUUGGUAGAUAUUGGAAGAUAAGAAUAUGAUAGUAUUGAAUAUUACUUCUAAAAGAUAUGUGAGAUUACUGCAACUAUAGCCAGAAAUGACGAAGAAAAAGUUGGUGCUCAAGCUAUUGAGUUUUGGACAAGUCUAGCAGAGGAGGAAAUAAGUAGAUUAAAGAAGAGGUAAAAUUUUAAAGGAUACAUUAACUAAUGCUGCAAAGACUUGGUAUGCUUGCUACUUGAUUGUGUUUAAAGGGUUAAUAUCGAUGAGGAGGAUGAAGAUGAUGAUGAAUUAAGUGUAGCACUAUCAUCUGGGUGCUGUUUAGCUGCUAUUGCUUAGCUGAACGGAGAUCAAAUUCUUGAUAUGGUAAUUGAGUUUGUUUCCUAAAAUAUUGGAAGUCAAAACUGGAAACAAAGAUACAGUUCAUUGUUAGCACUAGGUGCAAUCACGGAAGGACCUGAGAAAUUAAACUAUGUUAACAAGAUCAUGCCAGGACUUUAGGCUUUACUCGAUAAAUUCUAAGAUAAUCAUGCCUAAGUUAGAUGUGCAGUUGCUUGGGUAUUCUCAAAGAUAUGCGAGAAUCAUAGUGAUGUCAUUAUUAUGUAUACUCCCUCAGAUAAAUUUAUUCCAAUUCUUCUUAUGGCUCUUAAGGACAAGCCUAAGAUAUCUAAUCACGUUUGUAGAAUAUUUGAAAAUCUAUGUCAGUCAUUGAAUUAAGAGAGAGACCAAAGAAGCAACUAUUUAACAGGAUAUUUCCAAGCUAUUUCAAAUGAACUGAUAUAAAAUGCCUACAGAACUGACUUUGAAGGUUCAUCUGCCGAUCUAUUACUUGCAAGCUUCUUGGCUCUAUCUAUUCAUCUUGAGAAAGCAGGAUCUGAUUCCUAUGAAGUCUUAUUUUCAAUGCUGAUACCUGUACUUCAAUUUAUUGAUGAUACUCUUGAUUUUGGUAAAUUUGGAGAGAAAAAAUCCAAAGAACUCCAAGACUAUCUUUCCGGAGUAUUGUAAGUGAUCUUGGCAAAGGUUGGAAGUGCCGUCAGUGAUGAUUUGAGCAGCUAAAUAAUCUAGUUAUUGAUUAAGUUAUUCUAAGCUCAAAAGAGAGUGACUGAAAACGGCCUCAUAGCCUUUAGUGGAUUAUGCAACGGCCUGGGUGAGAGAGUUAAUAUUAGCGAAUUCGGAAUCUAUAUUUGCUACGCUCUCAAAGGCUAAGAUGAUGAGUGUGUGCGAUUAGCCUGCGGUAUCAUAAGUGAUCUCGCAAAUGCUUUAAAAUUCAAAGUGACUACUUUUCUUAAGGAAUUCGUUCCCCUUUUGUUUGAAAUCCUUAAAGAUUAAAACCAAGAUAGAAACUCAAAGUUAUAAGCAAUAAUCGCAUUAGGAGAUUUAGCCAUGAACUCAGGCAACUCUUUUAUGGAGGAGUAUUUGGAGGAGACUCUUAAGAUUUUAGAAAGUGCUUGCAAGCUCAGUACUUAAAUAAUCUCAGAAGACGAUGACUCAGAUCUUUAUCUGUAUUUAGACAACCUCAGAUCUUCCCUCGUUGAGUGCUAUGUCACUAUUGUUUAGGGACUUGAAGAGGCUUCGAUUAAUGCAAAGUAGAUCUUUGUUAGAUACUCUCCUGCUUUAUUCUUGUUCUUGCAAUAGAUAGUAUAAAAUGAGAUUAAUCCUUCAAAGGUAAUUUAACUUUUCUUCUAACAUUUUUUAUAGGAGUAACUUAGAAAUGCACUUGGGUUGAUAGGAGAUAUCGCAAGCGCAGUUGGAAGACAUGUCUAAAACCUUCUAACUUAGCCAUUUGUUGAAAAGUUGACUUUAAUUCUAAAGAAUGAUCCUGAUCAAUAUAGCAAAGAAGUAGCUGAAUUCACAUAUCAAUCUAUAGCUCAAGCAGUCAUGCAAAGCUGA
Molecule: messenger RNA, 2643 nt
Organism: Stylonychia lemnae
Lineage: Eukaryota; Ciliophora; Spirotrichea; Sporadotrichida; Oxytrichidae
Source: the annotation of a GenBank genome assembly